Messenger RNA from Phanerochaete carnosa HHB-10118-sp, 174 nucleotides. RefSeq lists its product as uncharacterized. The record is from RefSeq and is a predicted model, not a curated record. Lineage: Eukaryota; Fungi; Basidiomycota; Agaricomycetes; Polyporales; Phanerochaetaceae. The annotation marks the transcript as partial. The transcript has a single exon.
AAUGGCACGAUCGUGCAUGCUUAUAAACGGCGCAGCGUAUUUAUCGAGCGCUACGAAGACUUUGAGGAGACGCUGCCUCUGAAUUUGCGUCGCUCAGUGCUGAAGCUGCUGUCGAGGGGCCCGACCUCUAACUCCCGCACAGCAUUCGCCGACAAGAGGCAAAGGGUAUUGUGA